Tuber melanosporum (Perigord truffle) is the source of this 2070-nucleotide messenger RNA. RefSeq lists its product as uncharacterized. The record is from RefSeq and is a predicted model, not a curated record. The transcript is spliced from 2 exons. Gene Ontology annotation, molecular function: ribonuclease III activity. Lineage: Eukaryota; Fungi; Ascomycota; Pezizomycetes; Pezizales; Tuberaceae. The coding region runs from base 443 to 1408 and encodes 321 amino acids. Gene Ontology annotation, biological process: RNA processing.
UCCUACUGUACAGUCUUUUGAAGGGAGGAGAAGCUAGCAGAUGAAAGAGAGGGGGGAGGAAAGAGAGGGAAUCCGAAUUGAAUAAGGAGAAAGGAAGAAGAGCGACUGCCACCCCCUCACUCAUUCUCCCAUUAUCCACUUGCUCCCUCCUCCAUCAGGCCAACUCUCCUCAAAUCGCACCCUUCCUCCUCUUCUUCACCCCCCCCACCUUCCCCCAUUUACCCACUCCUUCACUCACUCCUUCAAACUUCUUUCUGAAGCUGUUAGACCGAGCUCUACUACCGUACCCAUCCUCGGGAGAGAAUAGGAUAGGAGCGAAGGGAUAACACCGCCAUCUGCUCACCAUACCGCCAUCACGGCUUCCACCAAAGGUAACGAUAGCGGCUACGCACCACACUCUUUUGAUUUCAACGAACUACUCACAUCACUUCCACCCCUCGCGAUGUCGGCCCCGGCUCCCUGGUACGCCCCUAUCCCCAUUCCGCAAUUCAACACUCCCAUCGCACGCUACGACUUCAGCAGCAAGGAGCUGGAGCAACUCUUGUACGCAUCAGUCGUGCAUGAGCGAUCGUUUGCGAGCAGCCCAGAACAGCGAGACACCUUUGAGGCGUUGACGUGGGUUGGAGGUUCAGUCCUACGAGGGCUAACCACGGUCCUGCUGGCAUCCAUGUUCCCGACAAGUAAGAAGAAUGUGUUGAAUGACAUCCGACAAGCCCUCGAAGACAAGACCUUCUACGCCCACCUGAGCCGCCGCCUCGGCCUGCAUAACCACAUCUCGCUAACCUACCCGGCCGGCGAAUCAGACCACAUCCUAUCCGGCCUCUUCACAGCAUACGUCGGUGCGAUCCAACGUGAACUAGGAGUCGACGGCUUCCCCACGAUAAGCGGAACCUUCUGCCAGCUCUUGAGACCCUACGCAGAGGCAUACAAAUCCCACCAUGACAAAUACAUAGCCGCGAACCCGCACCUCCCGCCAACACCCAUCAUCUCCCCCGUCUCAACCGCCCCCUCCUCCUCCCUGGCAGCACAACAGCAGCAAAAAGUGUACCCAAUCCUCCAAACCGCCGCCACUACCGACUCAGGCGCAGCGAAACUACGCAGACAACACGUCUCGGUCUACACCUCGCGACUGAUGGAGUACGCGGCAAAGUGCAAGCUCCCGCAGCCCAGCUUCAAUUUCACAGAUAACGGCUGCCAGGGUGCCGCUAUUCAGUGGUGCGCGACGAUAAAUAUGAAUGGCGCAGAUAUCGCCAGUGCCGUUGCGAGCACGAAGCUUGAAGCGAAACAUCUGGCGAGUAAGGAUGCCUUGCAGAUUAUUAUUGGCUCGAAUGUGCCUUGGCCGGUUACUGUUAGCGGGCGGAGGCAGAAGAAGCUGAUUGCGAGGAGGUCAGGGGGCAUGCUGUGUUAGGCGGUUAAUUGCUGGUUUUGUGCUUUCCCCCGGUUGCUCUUGGUUUGUUUUGGUUUGUACCAAAGAUUGCUUUCGGCGUUGCAAGUGUUAGUGUAGUGGGCUAGCUAGCUAGCUAGCCCGACCGACUCGACGGGUAACGACACGAAGGAUAUCUCAACACCUAUUCUACGCCCACUCCUUUCUCCUUUCUUAUUUAUUCUUAUUUAUUGCUUCUUGCAAGAGUUGUCUCACCGCAGCUUAGCUAUAUCAGUACUUUCAUUGUCGCGUCGUUGGCUCUUUUGGCUUAAACUUGACUUACAUGUAAAUACUCCCCAUGUCUAACUUACCGGCACCAUUACUUUUUGAUUUGCCAAUUGUCUAGUGUUGUUCUUCUUUUAAUACGUUCCUUUUUUGAGCACUUAGGAUCGGGUUUUGGGAUGUCCUGCGAUCGACUCAUGGUCAUAUUGUAUCGUGCUUGAUAAGUAGGGUCGCCAGUUGGUUUUUACGAGGCUCUUUCCGCUGGGUAUCAUACCGUGUAUGGCGGUUGGGAGGGGGUUGGAGUUGCUUGUUUGCAUAUUUGUUUAUUUCCUCUGUACGGAAAUUGCACACUUCCUAAGUAUGUCUACGUGUCGUGUCGUGUGAGUUCGCGGGUUAUGAUGUUAUCGCCGCGGCAUCGUGGUUUU